This is a messenger RNA of Fusarium pseudograminearum CS3096, 1041 nucleotides long. RefSeq lists its product as uncharacterized. The transcript has 2 exons. Bases 1 to 1041 code for a protein of 346 amino acids. The record is from RefSeq and is a predicted model, not a curated record. Lineage: Eukaryota; Fungi; Ascomycota; Sordariomycetes; Hypocreales; Nectriaceae. Gene Ontology annotation, cellular component: mitochondrial inner membrane.
AUGUCAUUCACCCUCACUGUCCGCCAGGGCCCUGCGCGUCUUGCGCAGAGGCUUCCUGAGCUAUCAAAGACUGCUUUCCGCAACUCCGCAUCAGCCCGAAGCUUCCACGUCCAGGCCAAGCCCACAGCCAACUUCUUCACCUCACGCAUCACAUCAACCGCCACCCGCAAUGCCUUCCAGCGAACGAGUCGCGCCGGCGGCCGUUCUUACCACCAGGCCCCCCCUACUGGUGUCGCAACAGCGCCUCAAUCAAUCAGCCGACGACUCUUGGUCGGAGGUGCCAUCUUUGGUGGUACCCUUGUCGCCAUCAACGCUGUCUUCAACCGGGAGACCCGUGAGGAUGGUGGCAUGCCCGUUUACGAGCGCGAAUACCUGAACAACACCUUCUUGCACACUGGUCUCGGAAUUGGUAUCAUUGGAUUGACGGCUCGACAAAUGGUUCAGACUGGCUUCGUGUACCGAAUUAUGGUUACCAACCCUUGGGUUGUUGGUAUUGGUGGUCUUGCUCUCAGCUUUGCUACCAUGAUUGGAACCCGAUCUAUCAGCCCUGACAACUAUAUCCCUAAGUACGCUAUGUGGACUGCCUUCAACGCCACCCAGGCUGCCUUCGUUGCCCCUCUCCUCGCCUUCGUUCCUCCCGUUCUUCUGGGCCGUGCCGGUCUCUACACUAUUGCCAUGAUGGGUGGUCUCGCUAUCGUUGGUGCCACUGCUAAGCAGGAGAAGUACCUUUACAUUGGUGGUCCUCUUCUUGCUGGUGCCGCUAUCGUUGCUGCCUCUGGUCUCGCUCCUCUCAUCAUCCCCGCCACUGCUGUCCGAACUCUCGCUUUCACUGAGAACCUCUGGCUGUACGGUGGUCUCGCUGUCUUCGGUGGUUUCACUCUGUACGAUGUCCAAAAGGUUCUGCACCACGCCCGUCUCGCUCAGGCUGGUGUCAUGCGCCGUGACCCCGUCAACGAGAGUAUCUCUCUUGAGCUUGACUUCCUUAACAUCUUCAUCCGUAUGGUGCAGAUCCUUAUGAUGCAGCAGAACCGCCGCAAGUAA